CGCAGGGGCCGUGCGGGUUGUCGGAGAGGCGGCACAACCUCGAACAGCCUGUUGAGGAGGCCGUUCUUUGGAUGGCUACCGAUGGAAUCAGGUGAAAAACACCCAGGCGAGCAGCGCCUCCCCCACCAGUAAUGGCUUCGCGCGUGUCUGUGCGCUGUGCAGAUGAGCGUGUUGCUGGUUCGUCUGCCUUGGAUCUGCCUGCCAUCAGCAACACUGGGGCGAGCCAGCCGGUCAGCGGAGGCAAAUUGCGAGGAAGACCACAAAGACCGCAGAGAAAACGUGCUUCUCUUCCCGUGAUUUGUUGGUUGCAGGCGUCCGCUGCUGAUGGCCUACGUAGCCUCCGAGAUGAGCUUCAUCGCAUAGCUAUGCUGACUGAGGCGAUUCAGUCAAAGGUAACACACACGAGGCUGACAGUCAGGCGGCUACUUGACGGUCGGGCGCAUUGGUUAUUGGUUGGUGCAGUUCUCGGCUGAUGGUGAGUCGCGGGCGAAGCGGCUGCUGCACUGCCGACCGGAUGUCCAGGUGAGGAACGCUCGUGGAUGGAUGUGGAAGCCCCUGACAUCCACGCGGUUUGUAUGGCUGAGUGUUUGUGUGCAGUGUGAGUUGUCGGCCAUGGCGAGCGGCCUGGCGCAUAUCGACGCCCUCUUAGAUAGACCCAAACAGGUGGGCACUCAUGUCCACAGCAAACACACAUCUGCCCAGGGCGGACUUACGAGGUGUGGCGUGCCGUCAGGUGGGGGUUGGCGAAUCGAUGGACAUAGCCUCGGUGCUCUGGCUGAUUUGAGUGCGGCCCUCAACACCAUCUGGAGUAGACAAGACAGGCAGGGUGAGAUACACAGACACGCCAACAUUCACCAACACGUACCCUCGAUGAUGUGCUUCUCCUCAUUUGACCAGGCGUCAAGAAGACCAUCGAGAUCACCUACGAGAGCCCCACCAUCAGCCACAGCUUCGGCGACGAGACCCGGCCCAUUCACGCCUUCCUCGACUGGGCACGGCGGCUGGGUGUGACCGUCGAGUGGCAGCUGGACGGCUUCGGGAUGGUGACACUGGACUGCAGCAAGCGUGUGCCGAGUGCCCCGCCGGCUGUGUGUGGGCCGGUCGCUGACGUGAUCAACAAGAUGGCGAGCCAGGCACAGCGGGUAAUAAGCUGAAAUACACUCAUAGCAAAACCUCGACCCACGGGAUGGUCUGUGGGUGCUGUGUAUGCCUUCAGGUGGAGAUCAAGUGCGGCGGCAGUCCUCUGCACCACACAUGGCGACACCUGCUGAGUUUCCCCAAGGCCGAUGAGCUGCGCAUCGAGGAGGGCGACGGCAAUCCGCCGAUCCAGCGGACCGUCAAGAGCAUUCCCACCUGGCUGCUCGAGGUCGGCCAGGACGGCAAUAACGUGCGGCUCCCCGCCAUCGACACCUUCUGGGGCGAGCUAGGCCUGAGUGUUGACGGGCGGGCACAUUUGCCCGCCCGACCCCGAACCCUCACUCGACUGCUGGGCAGCCUGCGUCAUCUCACCUUUGUCGAGCUCUCCUCUGCUAGCCUUCCUAUCGUGUAUGAGUGCGUGUCGUGCACGAGUGUCGAUAAACUAGAUAGGGUUGUGCUCCAUGUGGGCCCACGCAUGAGUGCACUGCCUGAGCACAUCAGCCAGAAGCUGCCGGCCGUGAAAUACCUCAGUGUGGAGGUGUCAGAUGCCGUUAUGCACGAUGAUGUCUGGCGGGUAGUCGAGGGCGCAGAUGCGUUGUCGAUCGUGGGUUUUGUGCGCCAGCUGCGUCCGCACGAGGCCGAGCUUAGACUCGGCAUACACGAUGACGCAUUGGCCAGCCACGACUAUGGGGGGAUAGGGGGAGAUGAGCUAGACGAGGCCAUAGUCGAGUACGGGACCACUUGGACCGAGGCGCUCGGCUUCCAGUGCUUCCAGCAAGUCAUGGAGACACAGCAUCUCACACAUGCAUCCGCCAGCUGUCACACGAUUGAAGGCGAAUUCGGUGAGCCUGAGUUCAGCCACGCCGAUCUGCAUCUGGUAUUCGUGGCCAAGUAGAGGGGGCGACAGAACGGACAAGGGCCAUGAGUGAGCCUUUCGUGUGCAUGCCAUGGACUGCAUUGCAUGACUUGAAAGACGGAUGGUAUUGAGAUAAACCGAU
Messenger RNA from Vitrella brassicaformis, 2135 nucleotides. NCBI's taxonomy places the organism in Eukaryota, Vitrellaceae. The record is from the annotation of a GenBank genome assembly.